This is a messenger RNA of Salvia splendens (bonfire salvia), 579 nucleotides long. RefSeq lists its product as uncharacterized. The transcript is spliced from 2 exons. The coding region runs from base 96 to 539 and encodes 147 amino acids. The record is from RefSeq and is a predicted model, not a curated record. NCBI's taxonomy places the organism in Eukaryota, Viridiplantae, Streptophyta, Magnoliopsida, Lamiales, Lamiaceae. Gene Ontology annotation, molecular function: nucleic acid binding; zinc ion binding.
UGACUGGGAUCCCAUGCACUCACGCCAUCGCAACAAUCAACAAGAAUGGGAAGGAUGUAGCAGACUAUAUAUCCCGCUACUAUUUACGGUCCACUAUGACGCUUCUGUACGAGAAUGUCCUCUACCCAAUCAAUGGGAUGGGUAAUUGGCCGAAGUCUUCAGAUGUUGGAUUUGAACUGGCACCCCCGAGGACAAAGCGACAACGUGGACGGCCAAAGAAACUGAGGCGUGAAGAACCCCAGGUUCGUCAACAUGCGAAUGGAUCAGAGUCUCUGAGACAAAUCUAUGUAGUCAGGUGUCGUCGGUGCGGACAAGAUGGGCAUAACCGAAGAACAUGCACUAAUGAUCCCCGCGUAGAUGCCCGAACCGAGGUUGGCCAGAGUUCACAGCCCAGUGAGACCAAUACGCCAACCACGACGGACGGCGGUGACAGGCCUGCGGCGUCCAACCUGGAGACCAAUACGACUGUUCCAAGGCCUAGCACACGCCGGACCAGGACACAACCGCAGCGCUGUGGCCGUCGAGGGGAUCGGGAUUGAAUACGCGAUCUUGUCUAGUUUGGGAACCUUAAAAUGGGAG